AUGUGGCUAAAUUGUAUCACUUCACUUGUUUUCUCAAUUCUAGCGCAACCAAAUCUUACAGAUGUUGGAACAGGAAUUGCUACGCAUACAAUCUACAAAGAUGCUUACCUCAGUCCAAUCCACUUUUACCCUGACAGCUAUGUCAAAUCAUUUUCGAUUGACCCUGCUCUUCCUGAUGGUCUUUCUUUUAACGAGAAGCUCGGAGUGAUCAACGGGACGUACCAUGGAGAUGUGGGUCAAAGCACCGUCUAUACCGUUACUGCCACGGGUCCUGAUCGAGAAGUCCAAUCUGUUUUUACUCUCAAUUACAAAGGUAAGGACCCUCAACCCCAUUUACUCUAG
Molecule: messenger RNA, 342 nt
Organism: Blastocystis hominis
Lineage: Eukaryota; Bigyra; Opalinata; Blastocystidae
Exons: 1
Coding region: 1-342 (113 amino acids)
Cellular component (GO): membrane
Molecular function (GO): calcium ion binding
Source: RefSeq, a predicted model, not a curated record